Molecule: messenger RNA, 1572 nt
Organism: Brassica rapa (field mustard)
Lineage: Eukaryota; Viridiplantae; Streptophyta; Magnoliopsida; Brassicales; Brassicaceae
Product: AT-hook motif nuclear-localized protein 10
Molecular function (GO): minor groove of adenine-thymine-rich DNA binding
Source: RefSeq, a predicted model, not a curated record
UUUAAAUCUUUAUUCUACACGACACAUGUAAUUUAUGUUUGAUGUAUAUAUUGCUAACAUAAAUAUAUUAUAUUUCAAAAGAUAUUAGGCUAAAAAUUGUAAAGCUAAAGAAAUAAAACAAUAUAUUUAGUCAAUUUUUUUUGUUUUAUUUCCCAAAAAAGGGCUGCAAUAAAGGAAAAGAAAACAAGAAAUAGAGGAAAUUGUUAGAUAUUGUUGAAUAGUAGUCAAAGAUACAUAGAGAUCCAAAAAUCCCUUUUUCAUCCUUGAGGGCAUAUAUAUAUAAGCCAUUAUAUAUUUUACUGGUCUUAACAAAAUAUAAAAACCUAAUAAUUGUAGGGAGCAGGCAGGAAUCCUCUUUGCUUUAUUCCCUGAAUUUUCGCCAACUUAUCAUGUCAGGAUCUGAGACUGGUUUAAUGGCGGCGAGCAGAGAAUCAUCAAUGCCAUUCACGAUGGCUCUCCACCACCAACAACAGCACAAUCAACCUCCUUCUCCGCCGCAAACGCAACAGCAGCAGCAGCAGUCGUCACCACCACCACCGCAGCAGUACCAACACAACUCAGCCGGAGGUGGGAAUCCUGGUUUGAACAUGAACAUGCCUGUGGAGAUGACGGGAAGUGAGCCUGUGAAGAAGAGGAGAGGGAGACCGAGGAAGUACGGUCCGGAACUGGGUUUGGUUCCCGGAGCUCCUUCUUUCACCCAGGCUCAGACGAGCGGCGGCGGUUCCGGCGAAGGAGGGUCGUCUGCGCAGAAGAGGAUGAGAGGACGGCCUCGUGGCUCUAGCAAUAGGAAAAAGCUUCAAGCUUUAGGCUCGACAGGAGUGGGAUUUGUACCUCAUGUACUCACCGUGGGGACUGGAGAGGAUGUAUCAUCAAAGAUAAUGGCGUUUUCUCAGAACGGACCAAGAACUGUGUGUGUCUUGUCUGCAAACGGAUCUAUCUCCAAUGUGACUCUUCGCCAGUUCGCCACAUCCGGUGGAACCGUUACAUAUGAGGGGAGAUUUGAGAUUCUGUCUUUGUCGGGCUCCUUCCUCCUGGUAGAGAACAAUGGUCACAGAAGCAGGACAGGAGGUCUAAGCGUGACUUUAUCGGCUCCUGAUGGUCAUGUCUUAGGUGGCUGUGUAGCUGGUCUUCUUAUAGCAGCAUCACCUGUUCAGAUUGUUGUUGGGAGUUUCAUACCAGAGGGGCAAAAAGAACUAGCGUCACCGACAUUACUACCGCGUGUGGCCCCAAGUCACGUACUGAUGAAUCCGAGUAGCCCGCAGUCUCGUGGCGCAAUGAGUGAGUCAUCUAUCGGAGGACAUGGAAGCCCUCUUCACCAGAGCAACACAGGAGGACCUUACAACAACACCAACAACCCUUCCAUGCCCUGGAAGUAGCCAAAGUGAUAUAUAUCUGUCUUGCUAAAUGAUGAUGAUGAUUCAUACCCUUUAGUUUAGGCUAUUUUAGUUGAGUUUUAAAUAACUUAACAUGCUUUUGUGUUCCGUGGUGUGCUUUAAGAGACUUUGAUUUGUUCAGAAAAUUGGAAUAUCCUGAUUAAUGUAGAUCUUUUUUUAAUAUAAAUUUUCUCAAAUU